AUGUUCCUAGUGGAGUCUGCAUGCGUCAACCCGGAAGUAAAGGGAUCGGGCGUUACCCCACCCACAACAUUCCUCGCCAUCGUCACGCCGAACUUUCCACAACCGUCUUCGCAUUAUUCAGACAUGGAUUCCACCUCAAAAGCCCCCGUUAAGCUCGCCAAAGUCAUCAAGGUCCUCGGAAGGACUGGCUCUCGUGGAGGUGUGACGCAAGUCCGUGUCGAGUUCAUGGACGAUACCUCGCGAACUAUCAUCCGUAACGUCAAGGGCCCUGUGCGGGAGGAGGACAUCCUCGCCCUUUUGGAGAGUGAACGUGAAGCUCGGUAUGUCUACAUCAGCUAUCUUCAUUGA
This is a messenger RNA of Pleurotus ostreatus (oyster mushroom), 348 nucleotides long. RefSeq lists its product as uncharacterized. The record is from RefSeq and is a predicted model, not a curated record. Gene Ontology annotation, biological process: ribosomal small subunit assembly; maturation of SSU-rRNA; translation. The coding region runs from base 1 to 348 and encodes 115 amino acids. Gene Ontology annotation, cellular component: cytosolic small ribosomal subunit; ribosome. NCBI's taxonomy places the organism in Eukaryota, Fungi, Basidiomycota, Agaricomycetes, Agaricales, Pleurotaceae. The transcript has 4 exons. Gene Ontology annotation, molecular function: structural constituent of ribosome.